GAAUCAGAUGAAGACCAAAAACAAAGGAGGAAAUGUGACGGAAGAAAAGCUUUUUCAUGGCACUGACUCCAAAUUUGUAGACACCAUCUGUCACCACAACUUUGACUGGAGAAUCUGUGGAACUCACGGAACAGCUUAUGGCAAAGGUAGUUACUUUGCCCGUGAUGCCAGAUACUCCCACAACUACACCGGUGACACUGAUGUGAGAGACAUGUUCAUCUCACGGGUGCUGGUGGGAGACUUCACCAAAGGGUCCUCUGAUUAUCGCCGACCUCCCUCCAAGGAUGGAGGGGGCAUAAACUUCUAUGACAGCUGUGUGAAUGAUGUAAUGAACCCCUCCAUUUAUGUGGUGUUUGAGAAGCAGCAGAUUUACCCCGAGUACCUGAUCCAGUACAAGAUCACAAACAUGUUUAUUGAUGGCACAGUACCAAAGCGAGUAUCGGGGUCGAGACUAGCACAGCAAUCUGUGGCGGCACCAAGACACGUGGCAGUAGGGAAACCACUGGUAUUACCCGCAGCAUCAGCAGUAGUACACAAACUAAAUACCGUCUUAAGUCAAACCCCUUCGCGGCACCUUCCCAGCACAGCUUCUUCCAUGGAUUCAACCAGUGGAAGAGUCAACAAACCCACACCAUCAACUCCAUUUUCCACACUAUCUCCAAGGGAAUUGUUAGACUUUUCUGAAAAUGUUAAUUACAAGGCAUAUGUAGCUGAGUUAGUAAAAAAGUUUUCCAGAAGUGGUACCUGAAAAUGUGAGUUAUGAUGAUGUGAACUGUGCUCCAAAAUAAGAGUUGGUAGCACCAGCUUCCCAGUUAGAUUCUAUUAAAGUAUUUUAAUAUGAAUGAUGAAGAAACUUUGACAGAUAUGCUGAACAUGUAGAUUAGAGGUGGUGCAGGUUUCUAAAGAAAGCUUCAGAAAUGUUAAAUGAAUCAUACUUUCUCUUUCUCGUUUGUUUUUUCUCUUUGUUGUUUUGAUGCUCAAACCUUUCCACCUAAAUCACAUGUACUGUAAAAUUAUUUAAGAUGAAUGUCUCAAACUUGACGGCAUUUCCACUCAUUAUGUUUAAAUUACACUUUGAAAUAACUUUUAUACAGAAUAACACAGAAAUGGCAGCACAACACUAAUAUCACAUAAGCACGCUGAGCUAGAAGAAACACCUGAUUGCUUUUCUCUUAAUUAUCUCAGGUAGUUAGUGGUUAUCAUAUUAGCGCGUCCUACUGUAUUAACACACUGUCAGAUUAGGCCAUUACAGCCUCAAAUUCUCCCAAUACCUUGGCUGAGACACAUGACGGCCUGUGUGUUGAUAACUUUGCUGUUUAGACAACCUUUGUGAUGUCAACAGGAAGCUGGGACCAACUUCUUGGAGCACAGAUAGAAACAAAGUGCCGCGGUGUGUGUGACACUCACUUCUCUGUCUUUGGAAAAACAUGUAAAAAAAAAAGAGAGAAAGAAAGAAAACAAUAAAGGAUGAGCACAA
Neolamprologus brichardi is the source of this 1477-nucleotide messenger RNA. NCBI's taxonomy places the organism in Eukaryota, Metazoa, Chordata, Actinopteri, Cichliformes, Cichlidae. The record is from RefSeq and is a predicted model, not a curated record.